Messenger RNA from Misgurnus anguillicaudatus (oriental weatherfish), 3207 nucleotides. The record is from RefSeq and is a predicted model, not a curated record. Lineage: Eukaryota; Metazoa; Chordata; Actinopteri; Cypriniformes; Cobitidae.
UGCACUGACUGAUACAGGCCGGAUGUGCUGCUGCUGAUGUUUCUCAGUGUCCCUGCAUCUGAUCUGAGAACAGCACCAUCAGUUAUCUUAUACAUUUCAUUCAUCUGCACAUUCAACACACACUUUAGAUUUCAGUGGAGAAAAUAAAGAAACUGUGAAUAAUGUUUCUAUUGUCUAUGACACACUGCAGAAUAACUGUAAUAACACAAAUGUCCUGUAGGUGGCAGUGGAGGCGGAGUUUUCUUUACAUCUUUUAAUGUAUAAUGUCUGAUAAUUAUCUUGAUAUUUUGUCUUUUUAUUCAAUAAAAUGUUUAUGUUAGCACAAUUAUAUUUUAUCUACAAUUAAUCUUUUAAACUAAAAGUGUGUGUGUUUUUUAAGACCUCGCUGUGUUUAUUAAAUCAAACACUUGAUAAAGUUCACACUAUGAUAAAUACAUGAAUGUAAAUGUAGUUCACACAAAUAAUAAAAUAUCACUUAGUCUACAUUAUAUUAAACUCAUAUGACUUUAUUAGGCUUACAUUAGUUAAACAAAAGAGGAGUAAUUUUGAUUUGAGUUUAAUUAUUGUUAAUGCUGAUGUGCUCUUUGUUUCAUGCAGUGAAUGUAAACAUAUUGACUCACAUUAAUGAUUAAGUCUCGUUUAUAAAUUAAAUCUGUUAAAUUAUUUGUAAUCAGAUGUUUAAUGUUUGUUUACUGUCAGCAGAGGGAGAAACACCUCAAACACUUCCUCAUACAAUAGUGACGUCACAGAUGAAAGUGAAAGUAAAUUGUUUCGUGUUUAUCUUCCGCCAUUUUAAACAGGUAGAGUUGAUUUCUUAACAUAUCGAUGAUCAAAGUGAUUAAUAUAACAUGUAGAAACAGCUUUACAGGUAUUUUUGUGUGUGUAGUUGAAGUUAAAAGUUGUAGUAUUUUGAGAAAGUGAAUUCAGUCAGAUUGUGAUGAUAGCGAGUGUUCAGGUGUGUUCAGUAUCAGUUGUGGAGAUCAGAUUGAUCAGAUUCACCUCUGCAGCUUCAUCAUGGAUCAAACACAAACAUCAACACAUGAAGAUUUUUCUCCAGGGUGCAGUUCAGAUCAUCAGAAGAGAUCAGAUUCAGAGUUCAGCUGUGUGUCUAUGAAGAGUGAUUGGUCUAUGGUUCAUCCAAUAGAGUUUAGGAGUGAAGAGACAAGACCCGAACACAGACGAAUCAGAACAGAAUCUGACUGUCAGAGGAGAAAGAUUGAAGAAUCUGAGAAUCAACUACAAGACUUCAAUGAAAACAUGAAUCCUCGUCUUACAAACUCUCUAACUUCACAAAGAACGAGGACACAAGAUUACAAAAACAGAAAUAUUUAUAAUGCAGACGCUGAGGAAGGAUUACACUCAGAAACAAACAACAAAGACAGACGAAGAUUAAGACACACAAGUGCAAAAUAUACUAACAAACACAGUCAUGAGUCUAAUCUUGCUGAAGUCCUGAACACAUUCAGAUCAAAUCUGAGGAAGAAGUUUGAGUGUUUGUAUGAGGUAACAUCAAAUAAGAGAAACCCAACACUACUGAAUGAGAUCUACACAGAGCUCUACAUCACAGAGAGUGAAAGUGGAGAGAUCAGUAAUGAACAUGAGGUGAGACAGAUUGAGACACAAUCCAGAAGAACAACAACAGAGGAGACACCAAUCAAAUGUAAUGACAUCUUUAAACCUUUACCUGAACAAGACAAACCCAUCAGAAGUGUGCUGACAAAGGGAGUCGCUGGCAUUGGAAAAACAGUCUCUGUACAGAAGUUCAUUCUGGACUGGGCUGAAGAGAAAGAGAAUCAGGACGUCCACCUCAUAUUUCCACUUCCUUUCAGAGAGAUCAAUUUGAUGAAGGACAAAACACUCAGUCUUUUAGAUCUUCUUCAUCUUUUCUUCCCACAAACAAAAGAAAUGGAAAUCGUCAGUGAUAAAUAUAAAGUGUUGUUCAUCUUUGAUGGUUUGGAUGAGUGUCGUCUGUCUCUGGAUUUUCACAGCAGUGUGAGGUUGUGUGAUGUAAGUGAAUCAACCUCAGUGGACGUGAUGCUGACAAACCUCAUCAAGGGGAAUCUGUUUCCCUCUGCUCUCAUCUGGAUCACCUCCAGACCAGCAGCAGCUGAUCUCAUCCCCUCUGAGUGUGUUGAUCGAGUCACAGAGGUACGAGGAUUCAGUGAUCCACAGAAGGAGGAAUACUUCAGGAAGAGAAUCAGUGAUGAGAGUCUGUCUGAUCAAAUCAUCUCACACCUGAAGUCAUCCAGGAGUCUCUACAUUAUGUGUCACAUCCCAGUCUUCUGCUGGAUUUCAGUCACUGUUCUAGAGAGAAUGUUGAGUGAAGCAGAGAGAAGAGAGAUCCCCAAGACUCUCACUCAAAUGUACACACACUUCCUGAUCAUUCAGACAAACAUCAAACAUCAGAAGGACUAUGAGAAGAAAGAUGAAGACAUGAUCUUCAAACUGGGGAAACUGGCUUUUGAGCAGCUUGUGAAAGGCAAUCUGAUCUUCUAUGAUGAAGACCUGAGAGAGUGUGACAUUGAUGUAGCAGAAGCAUCAGUGUACUCAGGAUUGUGUACUCAGAUCUUCAGAGAGGAGUUUGGUUUGUAUCAGGGGAAAGUUUACUGCUUUGUUCAUCUCAGCAUCCAGGAACAUCUAGCAGCUCUUUAUGCUCACAUCUCCAUCACAAUCAACAAACGAUAUGUGUUUAAACCAGGUCAGUUUUCUAUAACUUUACAGCGGCAUUCAUUAGCUGAUUUACAUCAUCGAGCUGUAGAUGAAUCUUUAAAGAGUAAAAAUGGACAUCUGGAUCUUUUCCUGCGUUUUCUUCUGGGUCUUUCACUGGAGUCCAAUCAGAUUCUCUUACAGGAUCUACUGACACAGAUGAGAAAAUGCUCCUACGUGAAAGAGAAAACUGUUGAGUACAUUAAAGAGAAGAUGAAUGAGAAUUUGUCUACCGAGAAAUCCAUCAAUCUGUUUCACUGUCUGAAUGAACUGGGUGAUGAUUCACUGCUGCAGGAGAUUCAACAUUAUGUGAAAUCUUCAUCAGUAGGAAAGACCAAACUCUCCUCUUCUCAGUGGGCAGCUUUAGUUUUUGUGUUGUUGACGUCUGAGCAGCAUUUGGAUGAACUUGAUCUUAAACCAUUUAUUGGAGAUAAAAAUACAGCAGAUGAAGUUCUUGUGAGACUGCAGCCUGUGAUUAAAGAAACCAAAAAACUCAAGUAA